CCGCCGCCUUGGCAGCACUGGGCGGGGGGCCGGGGGGCCGGGUGGGCGUGUCCCGGCGGCGGCUGUAAACAAUUCCACGUGUGGCGGGCCGCGGACGAGGCUCAGUCCCACAGCCUAACCAGCCCCUGAACACUCCAGAAGAAGAGGCCAGCAGGGUCAGGGUCAGGAGGGCAGAGCUUCACCCACUGGGCGGCAGGAAUGGACUUUAGUUCUGUUUCACCUGGGGAAAAAUUGGACUCACAGCUUGAAGUUCAUGAAGAGAAGGAAGAAUUUUCUGAGAGCCAUGCAGUAAGAGUGAAGGCCCCGGGGGUCUCUGCUGCCUCCAUUGCUUCAGCCCAAACAGACAGCAUUCAUGGGAAAAGCUCAGGCACACAGCUUACAGGCAGCCAAGACAGCAAGGGUAAGGGUGGUGGGGUACACUCACCCCAGACCCUGAAGCAGAAGAGAGAGAAGGGGAGUGCAGAGGAGAAGUGGGGCUCCAGUGAAAGCAGAGCACCCCUGACUCACUCCUUGACAGUGGACGCUCCUGAUGGCAUCAAAUCAGACAUCCGGCACAUCAUGUCUCGGCAGCGGUCAGCAUCCCUGGCGUCCCUUGAGUACUACAGGACAGAGGACACCACCCUGCAGGUGUCAGCCCCGGAGGAUGUGCCAGGAGCUGACGGGGUGAACCAGGCCCCUCCAGAUAGGCACUUCCAACAGUCACGACGCCUCCCCUUUUGGAUGUGGCUCAUCAUUGCCAAGAGUCUGGGCAUCAAGCUUCACGCACAAGACAAACCCAUCCUUGCCACUGCCCUCUACCUGCUCACCUUUGCCAGUGCCUCAGGCUUCAUCCUGAGCAACUGGUGGUUUUAUGGCUACGACAUGGCCAGUGACUACACCAAGACAACCGUCAUUGAUGCUGCAGUAAGCAUGUUCUACACACUGCUGUGGGGAGCCCUGGGCCUCUACUCCAACAAGCUGGCCUUCAAGUUGUUCAGCCAUACUAAGUUCUUGGACAUGCUGCGGCUACACUCCAAGACAAUCCUAAAGAUGAACGCAUCGGUGGUGCUAUUCUCACUUAUGCUUCUCAUUGUCAUAUUCAACAACAUCAGCGCAUUCCCGGACUUCCGGGCCAAGGCUUGUGAAGCAGUGGGUGUGGAGGUGCUGGUGUGCCGGACCAGGUACAUCUUCCGGGUGAUCUACUCCUUCUUUGCCGUCCUCUGGAACUACCUGGUGGCCUUCGUGCUUGUGUCUACUUGCCGCACGCACGUCAUAGGGAUACGAAGAUUCAUGAAGGCCCUGGAGAAGGAUGCCAGGACCUAUGAGUCAGGGCUGAUGGGUCAAGCACAGCCACCUGCAGCAGAGACACCUGUGCUUGAAGAGUACACAUGGGUGGAUGAGGACUACUUGGACGAGCUGAUUGAGCCCAGUCCGAGUGAUGAGCACGAGCCGGGGUCAUCCAUCCUCUCCAGAAGGCAGAGACACUCUGGUGAGAGCCACGGCCGGGAGCAGGAGGCGCCGCCAUCACCCCCUGCCAGAGGGCCGGCUGCCACUGUCCCCUGUCAAGGCAGCUUCUCCCCCAUGCCAAGCACACUCUCUGAGCCUCUUCCCAAUGCUAGAAAGAUCAGCACGGCCAGCUUUUGUUUCCCACCCAUGUCUGAGACUCCGGCAGCCAAGACAGCGGGAGUGAUGAGCAAUGCUGAGAUUCUCUUCAGGUUCUGGAAGAUACAGUCCCGCUUGAAGAUGUCGUCCAUGGCGCUGCAGCGGUGGAUGAUGUCCAUCAUUUCGCUGGUGGUCAUGUGGCUCGCCAUGAACCUCGUCAUCUGGCUCAACAUCAACCCCUCCCUCAUAGACCUGGCCAACUUCUUCCUGCCACUGUCUCUCCUUCCCCUCCUGGCCUCUGCCUAUGCUGAGGUGAACCAGGAAGGCCAGCGUCUAAUUAAGUUCAUCUGCCCCCUGGAGGAGAGGCUACAGCUGAUAUACGUGCUGCAGAUGUCACCGCUACAGAUGACAGUGUAUGGCUUUAGCCUGACCUACUCCACCAUCACCACAGCAGCCUUUGGCAUCCUCUUGGCCUUUGCUUCAAAAGUGUUGAUUCAAGAGAUAUCAGGUGGGAUGGUCACAGCCGCUAGUCCCAGGUAGGCUUGCCUGCUGCUUGGUUGUCUUGUUUUUCUUGCUGUGAUCGGCUUCUCCUGAAAGUUGGGAAGGAUAAAACACAAAGAGGAAAGAAAACUGUUUUAGAGUUUACCAGUGAUAGAGAUGAAAGAAGGAAGAUACUGGUUAACCUUUGCAUUAGGAAGUUGGUGGGAAUUGCAUAGAGCAAGGCUUCUGAAAGUGUGGGGACAUAGAGUUAACAAGCUGAAAAGAGAAGUUUACAUGAUAAGGCAAGGCAGUAAGGGAAGCAACAUUGUGCCUUACCUGUGCCUAUAAACUUUUAUAAGCAUCAAAUGCAGCUGUGUACCUAACUGGUGUAUUGAAUCUUGCGUGUCUUCUUACUGUAUAUACUCUGGUCAGGCAAAUGUUGUCUAUUAAUUUUAAGAACAAAUAUUUGAAUUGUACUAUUCUAGGGAGUUCCUCCUCCUCCUCCUCCUUAUCAUCAUUAUCGUCAUCUUCCUCUUUCCCUAGAGGUCAACCUCUCCAGCACACUGCCCUACACACAAGUAUAUACAGAAAACAUUUUAAUAUUUUAAUGGAAUGAUAUAUUUUUAUUAUUAUUUAUAAGCUGCCGCACAUUAACACAGACAGAAAAUAAUGGAAUGAUAUAUUUUUGAUCAAUAUGUAUAAGCUGCCAGCAUAUUACUUUAAUGUAGGCAGAAGAAUAUUUUAGUGGAAUGAUAUAUUUUUGACCAUUAUUUAUAAGUUGCCAGCAGGUUACUCUCAGUGUGAGUAAUGCAGGCAGAAAAGAUCUUAAUGUCAACAGAAUAUUUUUAAUCAAUAAAUUUUAUGUAGCAGAAAGUAA
Eriocheir sinensis (Chinese mitten crab) is the source of this 2938-nucleotide messenger RNA. RefSeq lists its product as uncharacterized. The transcript is spliced from 13 exons. Bases 199 to 2121 code for a protein of 640 amino acids. NCBI's taxonomy places the organism in Eukaryota, Metazoa, Arthropoda, Malacostraca, Decapoda, Varunidae. The record is from RefSeq and is a predicted model, not a curated record.